AUGACUGCAUCUAUUAACAAUUUAUAUUCCACUUCAUUUACACGAUUCUUGCUUUCUUUUAUCUCAUCGUUUCAGCUGCUCGAUAAACACUUUUUUCUUCUUGGCAAUUACGAGCCUCUUCUUGCGAUUCAUUGGUUUCGCAUGACUCAACUAUGCCUAUGCUUUACUACACCUGUUAAUGCCGACGCCAACGUAAAUGGGGACUUUGGAACCAACACCACGUGUAGUCCUGAUUCGCCAUCUGAUGCUCAUACAUUGCGAUCAGACCCUUGCGAAUCGCCUCCUUCCGUCCACUCUUGUUCUUUCCAUUCGUCCAGUUCUUUUUCCUUGCCUCUCCUGAUCCAUUAUUUUCGUCCAGAAUGUCAGGGCUUCCUCAAUCUUCAUACGAUACGUGAUGCCGUUGUUGUAAUCUUGCUAAACAAAUAUCUCCAACUUCAAAUAAGGCAGCAAUACCAAGAUUCAUCAACUUUGCAACCAACCUCAGCAAAGGAGAGUUUCUUCACUCCCUCUUGUUCUGACCCAAAUGAAACCUCAUUUGGGGUUAAGAGCAUCUCGGCUUGCGUUAAUUACAUUUGCAGCAUGCAGAAGAAAACGCCGAAUGAACAAAUUAGACGGGACAUUAAAAAAUUCUCGAAACCCCCAUCUUGUCACCAGGUACGUAUUCUUAAUAGAUGA
Messenger RNA from Protopolystoma xenopodis, 675 nucleotides. Lineage: Eukaryota; Metazoa; Platyhelminthes; Monogenea; Polystomatidea; Polystomatidae. The record is from the annotation of a GenBank genome assembly.